Triticum aestivum (bread wheat) is the source of this 1464-nucleotide messenger RNA. RefSeq names its product putative cyclin-dependent kinase F-2. The coding region runs from base 42 to 1241 and encodes 399 amino acids. Gene Ontology annotation, cellular component: nucleus. Gene Ontology annotation, biological process: protein phosphorylation; regulation of mitotic cell cycle. Lineage: Eukaryota; Viridiplantae; Streptophyta; Magnoliopsida; Poales; Poaceae. Gene Ontology annotation, molecular function: protein serine/threonine kinase activity; ATP binding. The record is from RefSeq and is a predicted model, not a curated record. The transcript has a single exon.
CCAACCACCGUGCACGCCCUCCGCCGCUCCGCGCGUGCGCAAUGGGAAUACGCGACAUGGAGGACGACGAGACAGCCUCCGGGGGUAUUACCACGGUCGCCUCCCAAAUCGCCUCCAUCUGCGCAACGAUCGGUGGCCAGGGCGCACCUGGUACUGCAGCCCUGAGCGCCAGGCGAGUCGCUGCCGUUUCGGCCAUGAUCGACGAGGUCGCCCAGGGAAGGAGGAGGAAGAUGACGAGGAAGCGGCGCAUGGGCAACUCUCGCUGCUACGAGGAGGUGUGCACGCUCGGCGGGGGCACGUUCGGUGACGUCUUCAAGGCGCGGCACCGCGCCACCGGCCAGACCGUUGCCGUGAAGGCUCUCCGCUGCGAACGGUCCGACUCCAAACACGUCGUCAGCGAGCUCCUUCGGGAGGCCUGCAUCAUGGCGGCAUGCGGCGGCCACCCCUCGCUCGUCGCCCUGCGCGGCGUCGUGCGCACACCGCGCGAUGCCAAGGGGCGCAGGGACUACUUCCUCGUCAUGGAAUUCGCCGGGCCAAGCCUGCGCAAGGUCCUCAACAAGCGAAUCCGUCUCGGUCGCCGGCUGUUCUCGGAGAGGGACGUGCGCUCCAUCGUGCGGCAGCUGCUGGCCGGCGCGGAGGCGAUGCACACGCACGGCAUCAUGCACUGCGACAUCAAGCCUGAGAACAUCCUCGUGGUCCAGCACGGCGGCAGCAUCGUCGUCAAGAUCGGAGACUACGGGGCGGCGAUGUCCACGGCCGAGCGGGACCCCGACAAGUAUUGGGCUGCUGGGACGUGGGCGUACAGCGCGCCGGAGAUGCUGCUGGAGGAUCCCCGCUACGACACGCGCGUCGACCUGUGGUCCAUCGGCUGCGUGAUGGCGGAGCUCCUCACCGGGAACAAGCUGUUCCCAGGGGACGGCAUAGACGAGCUGCUCUACAAGAUCUUCGAUCUGCUUGGCACGCCAGGCGAGAGAGAGUGGUGGCCUGCCUUCGGUUCGCCGGGACACGAGGUACAGGAACCGCUAUGGCGAGCGCACCAACGGCUGCGCAAGCUGUUCCCCAAGAAGCUGCUGUCCAAGGAAGGGUUCCAGGUCCUCCAGGGGCUCCUCACGUGCGAUCCAUCCAGGCGGCUGGAUGCUGCCGCCGCGCUCCGGCUUCCGUGGUUCACGGACACCGGCGGCAUGCCGGUUGCCGCUGUUCCGGAGACUGGCGCUCUGAAGCCGCUGAGCUCUGUCAAAUAAUUAGCUGUUAAAGUAGUAGAAGACAUAGUUGCACGAGAAAUAGCGAGCAUACAAAGUUUUCUAGUAUAACCCAGAUGAUAAGUGUCACACGUGUGGAUGAAAUAAUCGGGUAAAUAUGAUAUACCAUCAACCAACAAGACCCGUUUGGAUGCAAAGUAUUUCCAAAGUAAGGUGUAUUAUUUUUUCAAAAAGUCAAAUUUCUCUAAGUUUGACCAAGUUUAUA